Messenger RNA from Cynoglossus semilaevis (tongue sole), 1915 nucleotides. RefSeq names its product ornithine aminotransferase (gene oat). The record is from RefSeq and is a predicted model, not a curated record. Gene Ontology annotation, molecular function: pyridoxal phosphate binding; L-ornithine transaminase activity; identical protein binding. Lineage: Eukaryota; Metazoa; Chordata; Actinopteri; Pleuronectiformes; Cynoglossidae. The transcript is spliced from 9 exons. Gene Ontology annotation, cellular component: cytoplasm. Bases 1 to 1335 code for a protein of 444 amino acids.
AUGAAGGGAAUGAUUAUCCAGCUCAGCCGCAACCUGAGUCGUGCUGCUCCACUUUUCAUCCGCAGCCUUCACUCGCGUUCGCGUCCAGCCUCCACUAGUACAUCCAAACUAGUGGCUAAACAUCCGCUCACCUCUGAGGAAAUCUAUGCCAAAGAGGACAAGUAUGGAGCACACAACUACCACCCCUUACCUGUGGCAUUAGAGAGGGGGCAGGGAAUCUAUGUGUGGGACGUGGAGGGCAACUGCUACUAUGACUUCCUCAGUGCAUACAGUGCAGUCAACCAGGGCCACUGCCACCCAAAGAUUAUAGCUGCGCUCACCGAACAGGCAUCUAAACUCACACUGACCUCCAGAGCCUUCUACAACAACGUGCUGGGAGCAUAUGAGGAGUACAUCACCACCUUGUUUGGCUAUGACAAAGUCCUACCCAUGAACACGGGCGUUGAAGCAGGCGAGACUGGCUGCAAACUCGCUCGAAGGUGGGCUUAUAAUGUGAAGGGAGUCCCCCAAAACAAGGCUAAAAUUGUAUUUGCAAAUGGAAAUUUUUGGGGACGCACCAUGGCAGCCAUCUCCAGCUCCACAGAUCCCAGCUGUUAUGAAGGUUUUGGGCCUUAUAUGCCAGGGUUCGAGUUGGUCCCAUAUAAUGAUAUUCCUUCACUGGAGAAAGCUCUCCAGGACCCACAUGUAGCAGCCUUUAUGAUGGAGCCCAUUCAGGGUGAAGCCGGGGUGCUGGUGCCUGAUCAGGGUUACCUGACCAAAGUCAGAGAGCUUUGCACCAAAUACAAUGUAUUGUGGAUUGCAGAUGAAGUACAGACAGGACUAGCCCGGACUGGCCGACGUCUAGCAGUGGACCACGAGGAAGUGCGUCCUGAUGUGGUGCUGCUGGGAAAAGCGCUCUCUGGAGGAGUUUUCCCUGUGUCGGCUGUGCUGUGUGAUGACGAGGUCAUGCUGACCAUCAAGCCUGGAGAACAUGGUUCCACGUAUGGUGGAAACCCUGUGGCCUGUCAGGUGGCUAUCGCAGCUCUUCAGGUGAUGGAGGAAGAAAAACUGUCAGAGAAUGCUCUAAAGAUGGGCGAAAUUCUGAGGACGGAGUUAGGAAAACUGCCUAAAGAUAUUGUGACGACAGUCAGAGGAAAAGGUCUCCUGAAUGCGAUUGUUAUCAAAGAGACUAAAGAUUACGAUGCCUGGAAGGUCUGCCUACGACUCCGUGACAACGGACUGCUGGCUAAGCCCACCCACGGCGACAUCAUCCGCUUUGCCCCGCCUCUCAUUAUCAAAGAGCACGAGCUGCGGAAGUGCGUGGAAAUCAUCCAGAGGACUGUCCUGUCCUUCUGAACAACCUAUCGCCUCACAAACCUUCCUCUGACUUCCAUGCAUAUCUAUUGCUACAACACUUCACUUUAACUGCUUUAUUUUAAAGCUGCAGAUAGAUGGUCAGCAUGAUCAGUUUACAGAGACUGCUGAGAGGGUGUUUCUAUAAAGAGAGUAACUGCUGUUAGGAGAGAAGUGUUCAAUUCUGUCUGCUUCAGGAAUUUUUUUUACGCUUCUAAAAACAACAUGUUUGCACAUGAAGCUUGAAGUAAAUAGUAAAACCGCCACUUUUAAAGAAGUCCUUUUGCAAUUUCCAAAAAGGUAUUUGUGGUUUUUACAUUUAAAAUAUCUCAAGUUAUGAAAAAAAAGAAUUGGAGUUUCUCACAGAGGAAGCAAAAGUAGUUUUAGUGUCAAUGUGCUAUUUAAAGUCUUAGCUCUUAAAUAUUGCCUAAUUUAACUGAUUUUAUUUCUGCCAUGAAUAUAUUUUAUUGUGAAAGUUUUACUUUUAAUGUUUCUAUCUCUUCAGUGUUGACUCAUCUUGAUUUAUGUAAAAUCUGCUAAUGAUAUGAUAUAUGAAUAACGUUAAUAAAUCUUUGCAGUCACA